Molecule: messenger RNA, 1749 nt
Organism: Exophiala aquamarina CBS 119918
Lineage: Eukaryota; Fungi; Ascomycota; Eurotiomycetes; Chaetothyriales; Herpotrichiellaceae
Exons: 1
Coding region: 1-1749 (582 amino acids)
Source: RefSeq, a predicted model, not a curated record
AUGAACGGCAUCACCCAGCCAUUACCUGGCCUCCUUGAUACCUUCCAGUUCCAGAUUCCCGACCUGCCAGCCCUCACUGAUUUCCAGAUCGCCCCGCUCCGAGAUCCUGCACCAACCCGUCCUGCCAAUGUACCACUCCCUCUGGAACCGCUGACCAGCAACCUCCUGAACAACUCCCACCACCGAGAAGACAAUCGUGAGAAGAGACGGGCUCCCAAGAUCACUCCCAACGAUGUAUUACUUGCUCGGGAGGCAAAGAAACCACACUUGGCCAUCAGCGAACUCCUCGAAGCCAACGAUGGCCAGGAAAUCCUGCCCACCCAGUUACCAUCUUUCAUAAGUCUUUCAGUCGUUGAAAAAUCCCCAAUUCAGGCUCCAACCUCUCUGGAAUAUGCUCACACGGCCGCUCACACGGCCGCUCAGAAGCGCCUGAGGUUGGAUACUGACGCCGACCAUGUCUCCUUGGAUUUCAUCAGACGAUUACCCCGACCGGCCCAGAAGGAUGAGAGACAACCAAGGCCGGCUCCUCUCCUGCCGGCCAUGGUCACUGGCCUCCACGAGCCUCCACCAUCCGCCGCACUUCUCCCUUCCAUUGAUGUCGCUUCCCGCCCUGGUGUUGUUCGCACUGCUACUACUUCCAAGAUGCAUGUCAAAGACAUGCUGACACAAUCCGAUCCCAGCACUUCCCCGCCUCAAUCGUCCUCAGCACCUGCACCGUCAAGUCAAGAGGUACUUCUCUUCAAAAAUUCUGGUACUUUAACCACCACCCCUCCCCAAGAAGCCGGCUUUGCUGUUUUGGAUCUGCAGCACACUACCUCAUACCGGGACAACAAACCAAGAAGGGCCCGAAGAAAGUGGUCCGAAGAGGAGACCAGGGAUUUACUGGCUGGUGUCAAAAAAUAUGGCAUCGGCAAAUGGAAGCAGAUUUUAGAUGACUCCUCUUUCAGUUUCUGUGAACGGAGUUCAGUCGAUCUCAAGGAUCGUUACAGGGUUUGUGCCAACAAUGACUCCUUUCCCAAGUCAGACCCACCGCCGAGCAGGACACCGUCGAACGAUGAUUUGACCAACACGGCUCAAUUUACGUCCCCUCCAAAUAGUUCCACCCCCGCUGAUGAGGCGGCACCCAAGUCACCCACCGAUCAUUCGCAGCCUCUAAAGCAACGUCGAAAGAGACGAGCUUGGACUGCAUUGGAAGAUGAGAAUCUUAUCAAAGGUGUGGCAAAGCAUGGAUUUCAGUGGACUGCCAUCCAUGACGACGUUCAGCUGGAGCUACAACAUCGCCGAGCUACCGACCUGCGAGAUCGUAUCAGGAACAGGUUUCCUGAUGGUUACAAACACGCCGAGUCUGCUCCUCUGAGAUCCGAAAUGAGGAAAGCAGAGAAAACCGGUGCUCCCGCAUCGACAACUUCGUCAACAAGUUACGAAGAUGGUGAAGUCCCUCCACAACAGUCGGCAACCUCGAAAUCACAACCCAGCACAGCUGCCUUGACGCCUACGAGCACAGAUACUCCUUCGCGACUCGUCAACGGAAAUAACAGAUCAACAGCGGCUACCGUGACCAUGUUGAUACACAACACUGAUCAUGAUACCGAACCAUGCAGCCACAAGUCUGAUAAGGAAAAGGACAAGGACAAGGAUCAGCUUCCUGGUGUUACUCUCCCGAGCUUCACUCUGGAUGUGGAUGACCAUAUGGAUUGGGAAGAUAACAGGCUACCCCCACUUCAUGAAUGGGACGAUAUCGGGCUUUGA